This is a messenger RNA of Oenanthe melanoleuca, 7109 nucleotides long. RefSeq names its product Myb/SANT DNA binding domain containing 4 with coiled-coils (gene MSANTD4). Lineage: Eukaryota; Metazoa; Chordata; Aves; Passeriformes; Muscicapidae. The coding region runs from base 4675 to 5712 and encodes 345 amino acids. The transcript has 2 exons. The record is from RefSeq and is a predicted model, not a curated record.
CCCCGGGGACCGGGCGGGGCGGGCAGCGGGACCGGCCCUGGGAUGGGGCGGCCGCUCCCCUGCGUGUGGGCAGCCCCCGCCGCCCUGCCGGGCGUAGAGCGGUGGGGCUCCGCUGCCCUCGGCCCCUGGGGCUGAUGAGGAGAUUGCCCGCUGUCUUGUCUCCCAUGGGAGGUCCUGCCCCUAUUUCUCCUUGCCCGGGGGCGGCGCAGGGCCCCGGCGGCCGGAGAGGCGCUGGUCUGCAGCAGGCCCACGGGCCCCUGUGCUCCCCGGGAGCCGGGCUGUGCUGGCCGGGCAGCCGGCCGUGCCCCCGCCUCCCUUUGUUGCUGCUCCUGCGGCGCUCCGGGUGGGAUCCCGGUGUUCCCGGGCCCGCCCCACGCCUGCGAGCGCUUCCCGCGCCGGACCGGCCGUUCUGUUCCUUCUGGCCGUGCCUCCUCCGGGGAAACAGAGCUUCGGCCUCAUGACUCUGUGCCUUCCUGAAUCCCCAGCUGCUCCCCGUCUUCUCUCUGCUUUCUCCCUGCUUCGGUGAAUUGUCCUUUUAGGUGGUGUUGGGUCCCUUCUGUGCCUCCCUUUUCGUUGGUGUAAACCGCGGUCCUGUUGCAUGGUUGUGUUGGGUGGUGUGUUGUGCAGCGCCCAGACCCUCCAGUACUAAAAACCUUUGUACAAAAGCGUAAGUGUCUCCAAGUUAAUGUACCCAUCUGUUAGAAAUCACAAAAAAGUUUUCUAGAAAGCUUUAGUCAGAAGAUACUCAAGACUCUAAUUUUGUUUUUAAAAACUUAGAGAUAGCAGGUCCUCGUAAUUUGAAUGGUUUUUUAUUCAAGCCCUGGAAGUUUAAAAAAAUCAAGACAUCAUCUUUUGUAAAAAAUCAUGAUUUUCAUAAAAUUCAAGUUUGAUACUAGCAACAGUCUACCAUUCCUGGUGAAUGUAUAGAUCUUUUUGUUUGCUUCAUUGAUUGUUUGAGGCAUUUGCUAAUUUUUGUUGGUCCCACGUGGUCAGACAGUAAAGUGUGAACAAAGGAGACAGAAAAGAGAGGCACAAUGAGGAUGCUUUUGUCUUUAACUAUGUCAAAAGUAUUCAAUGUAUGCAUAUUCUGUCUUUGUGAAGUUUCCAGCUUAGUUUUGCAGUACUUGUUUCUUUUCACCCCAACAGUUUGUGUUUCUUUGGUGCAGUGAUGAGACCUUUCUUGAUUACAGGCUGGUUUAGGCCUGACAGGCCGAAAGUCAAAGCUCCAUGUUGCCAUCUUUUCUGGAAGGCUCUUGAAGUCUUUAUGAUGUCAUCAGAAUAGGUUUUUUUUAGCAAUCACUUCACAUUUCUACCCAAGCCCUAAAAGUACACGUUUUGCAUUGCAGUUCACCCAGCUUCUUGUGCACAUCCUCACUGGUGGAGCAUGGGAAACCGAAAAAUCCUUGGUUUAAAACUUAACCACAGCCAACACGUUGCUGUGUUGCCAGUAUUAUUGUCACACUAAUCCAAAACCACAGCAUUGUAUGAGCAUUAAUGCUAUCCCAGCUGUUGAGGUUUGGAAUAUUAGGAUUUUUUUUUUCUUGUAGCUAUCUAGAAGGUGUACAAAUCCUAGCUCAUUUAUAUUCCCAUCUCUUAUAUACUUUGAAUAUGGAACAGCUCAUUUUUCCUCAUUAAAGAGUAAUAUCCUAGAGACCACCUCGUAAUUGCUAGGAACUGAAUAUCCCAAAUCACAGCUUUUGUUAGAUAAUGUUUUUUAGUUCAUAUAAGAUAAGUACACAGAGCAAUCUCUGGGAUACUGUUAAUACAAUUCACUAACUCCAUUUAUAUGAAUUAGAAAGGAUUUGUCCUUAACAAGGCAGUGUGCUUUCAAAAAGGAAAAAGUUAAAGAGGCAGGAUGUCCUUACCAACUGGAAGUUGGUAGUCAUGAGUUUUAAAAUAUAUAGGUUUUGCUGAUGUUUCACUGUGAAAUUCAGGGGCUUUUAUUGGAUGUGUUCUAGCAAAAGUUUUAAAAAGUCUGAAAGGAAACUUCACUUAGUAAAAGAAUUGGAUGUCAAUAGUUUCCAAGUUAGUAUUGUAGUUCUUAAAGGUUGUGCCCUUGGCUUAUGGCAUAAAAUAUAACUGAAAUAAGGUGCUUAGCAAAGCGUGGCUGGGGAGAUGAGGCAGAUGAUGCAGAGAGAGCACUGUGCAAGGAGCAGUGGGCUGGCCCACAGGGUGGCCUGACAUUUGCAUCUUUUAACUCUCAGCCCUGUCCAGAGCUUUGGAGAAAGCUUACCUGUCAGCAUUUUCCAUGCUGAUGUAGAACUGUAUUUGGAAGAUGAUGAAAAAUUGAUUUGGAAACCCGGUUUAUUUUUGUUUGGUGUCCUGUGUUUGUGCCCACAUUAUCCUGCUGUGCUAGCCCUGAGAAAUUUAGAAGAAGCCAGGGAAGCUGAGAUACCAAAUGAAUAUGUAAAUUCCUUGUUGGCAUGUUCCAUUUUGGCAUGACCUAAAGAACCUUCUUCACCUAGCUGAGGCUAAGUAACUUAACCAGUAUAUACCUUGAUCUGAAAAUGGCUGUCAUUCAGCAGAAGUCUUCUAAGGAGUAUGCUAAAAGAUCAGAUAAAAGAUCUCAGGAAAAUUUGGUGUAAUUCUAGCAGAUAGAGUUUGUCUUGUAGUAUAAAUCUGAUUUUCUACACAAUGGCUUUUUUUUUUUGGCUAUUUGUCUUGUCAAGUUAAGGGUCUGCAUUAAAACAGUAGGUUACCUAAAUUUUUUUUAAUAAUUCGCUUUUCAUAAACACAGCUGGGGUUUUAUUUUCAGAAGGGCAGAAAGUUUCACACAUCCUGAACAGCAGCAUGCAGCUUCCUGCUUGAGUCUGAGGAGUCCAAAGUGCUGGAUAGCUACAUGGGAGCAUUGUAGAGUGUGUGCUGAUACAGGGCCGUGCUUUAUAAUAACUUGAUUUCUUUUUGGGACUUGGUUUUGCAGAUUUGCUACCUAGUAAUCAUUGGAAGUAAGUGAUUUCAUAGUGACAGUGGUAUUUUAGUGAGCAAAAGUAGUAAAGCAGUUUUUUAAACACAGUGUUUGAGAAAAUACUUGAUGGCAGCAUGCAUACCUGUUGGCUAUGAAAGAAUGUUGCUUGACAUGGAAAACUGCAAGUGAGCCACUUAACUACAGUCAAUAGUGUAUAGGAGAUGAAGAAUAAUGUCUAAACUACUAGACAUUAUUGCCCUAGUGGGGCCUUGUGGUGCAAUGUGCUAAUGUGUAUGCUUUAACCAAGUUUAGGUAGACCAGUAGGAGGAAAAAUACUUAGUAAUUCAAGAAUCCUGUGUAGCUGGGAGGGAGUUAUUUAAGAAUUAAGUCCAUUAGUUAGUAACAAUUGAAUCUAUAAUCUGGAAGCCAUUUGCCUUCAGGUGGACAAAUGUCUCUACUGCACCAAUAGUGAACAAAUAGCAGCUUGAAACUGCCUGUAGUGUAUAGUGGAUCCCUGGCAUACUUGACUUAAAGCCUUUGAAACCUACUGCAGUGGUAUGGAGCAUGGUACGAAAGACAGGUCAAAAUAAUCCUAAACUGGACCUAUUGCAAAGCAGUCUGUGACCAAGAACCAUUUUUGAUUCUUAGUCUUUGCUUCCAGGUUUUGAUGGGCUGUUUUGGGAUUGUUUUUUUGUUUGCUUUUUUUUAUAUUAUAUUAUAAUAAUAUUCAUUACUGCUUUACUAGUCCCCUGUUCCUCCCACUCACUCUCCACUUCUCUGCAGCUGUGCACAGUCUGUCAGGUGAAUUGUGGGGGUUCGAGUUCUCUUCAGCAUCAGGCAAAGGACCAGCUGGUGCUGAGCACUGGUAGAGCACUGGAUGAGCUUUAAAGAUGCCAUGGUAUCUGACAUGAAAUGUUUAGCAGAGAAGGACACAGGAGGGUUUUACUGUGGGCAUAUAGUGACUUAAAUCUAUUUCCUGUUAAAAUAGAAUGUCCUGUCUAACAAGCUUCCUGUCUAACAAAUGACAUUUGUCUGAGCUAGUAGAUAUUUUAUGACAUUCAAAGGAUUACUCCAAUUCUUUUAUUUAUGAUUGUGUUAAGUCUCGAAAAUAUCAACUUCUCAUAUAAAUUUCCUUUUUUUUUUUAAUGAAAAUGGUGUCUCAUUUAAAAUGUGUCUCAGAAAUUUCACUCCCCUAGACAUUUUAUGUUUUUGAAGUAAUGAUAUAACAAUUUCAGCUUCUUUGGGUAGUAAUUGAGCAUUAGAACUGAAAUGUAUGUGUCAAAUUUCAGUAUUAAGGAAAUCCCAACUGGCAAAAUUCUUAAGAGCUGAAGGAAAAUAGCUGUACUUUUGUAAUGGAAAUAUCAAAUCAACCUUAACAGUUCGUGACAUGGAUAUAUUAAUGAUUUUAUAAUUUGUAGGAAAUUAGAGGAAGUAUCUAUGGCUACUUUGUAUUGAAAGUUUAACAAAAUGGUUUUUCUUUAUCAAAUAAACAGUUAGUUCAAAAUAUGCAUUCCUUAAAUGAUGACUUAGGAUUCAAGUUGUUAAAUGAGAAUAUAUGGUAUAUGCCUUGGAGAUUUAUCUUGUUUGCUCUUUUUCUCUUAGGAAGCCUGACAAAUAGAAAAAUACAACAAAGUGAAGAGAAAAUUUACUUCAUGAGAACUGAGCUCUGCUUUCAUUUGCUUUUAAAUUUAUUUAUAUUAGUAGCUGAUUAGUGUCAGAUCAUCUCUGUAGUCUGCUGUGGUGAAAUUAGUAGGUUAAGCCUCGAAAAAAUGAAACAGUUAAAAAGAAAAAGAAAAAGCAAUUUUAGUGUUCAGGAAACUCAAACUCUCCUUAAGGAAAUCAGAAAAAGGAGAGAAGUACUCUUUUCAAAGCAACUUAAUACAACAAUUAACGAGAUGAAACGGAAAGCUUGGGAGGAAAUAGCAGAGUGUGUCAAUGCAGUAGGUGAAGGAGAGCAGAGAACAGGGACAGAGGUGAAAAGGCGAUACCUUGACUGGAGAGCACUCAUGAAGAGAAAACGUCUGAAUGCAAACAUCAAAGUAGUAGGUGCUGGGUUUCACCUUCCUUCAUCCAAUUUAGAUGACUCUCUCAAUGAAGACAUGGAUGAGAAAAUGGGAUUUGCAAUUGAAUCUAGUUUUGAAUGGCAGAAUAUCACUGACUUCAGAGAAGCUGGUGGAUCUUUAACAGAAAUCAAAGUAGAAGAGGAAGAGGAGGACCCGCAGAAUUUUGAAUUUCCUAUUGAGGAAGAAGAAGAAAUACUGUCAUCAGUUCUGCCAGAUUCGAAAAAGGAAAACGACCUACCAGACUUCCCCCACAUUGAAGAGUUUGGAAAUCUGAGCUCUGCUCAAGCUAGGCUAGCCUAUGAAGAUUCUCACUUGCUUAUAAAUCUGGAGAAGCAAAAGGUGGAGCUGGAGAAACAGCGACUGGACAUCGAAGCCGAAAGGUUGCAGGUGGAGAAGGAGCGCCUGCAGAUUGAGAAGGAGCGGUUGCGGCACGUUGACUUGGAGCGUGAGAGGCUUCAGAUUGAGAAGGAGCGACUUCAGAUUGAGUGGGAGAAACUCAGGCUAGACACUCUGCAUGCUGAGAAACCUGCCCUGGAAAAUGACCUCACCCAAACUGAAAAACCCAUCAUGCAGCCUCUGGAUCUAGAAACUGAAAAGUUAAAACUUGAAAAGGAACGUUUGCAGUUAGAGAAAGAGAGGCUGCAGUUCCUGAAGUUUGAGUCAGAAAAGCUGCAGAUUGAGAAGGAACGCUUGCAAGUGGAGAAGGAGCGCCUUCGAAUUCAGAGAGAGGGUCACUUGCAGUGAACGUCUCAGCUAAGGUGUCAACAUUAGUGUUUUGAUGUUUCUAAAUUAGAAGUAGUUCUUUCCUUGGUACUGAAACUGUCCUAGAGGCUUAACAUUCUUCUGUUCAGAGUUGAAUGUUGAUGUUAAACUGAAAAAAAAAAAAUGGUGCUCAAUAUGUCAGUGUGCCUACAUAAAUGAGCUUAUGUGUGAAAUUGCUUUUCAGUGUAUCAGAACUUAAGUGUUAUGUUCUCUUGUCUUCAGUAUUGUGCUGUAUUAGUUCAGUGUCCUCUCAUAGAGGCCUUGAGAAGAAACAAGGCUGAACCUUUUACUUUUUGUCUCUGUACUAACAGGAAGGAUCAGAAUAAAUCAGUGUUUGCUGUGAGGACAUGGUGCUGACGAUAGCCUAUAUGGUAAAGAAGUAUAAUUUUGGCAGAACACAGGAAUAUGGAGUCAUUAUGAGAGUGAUUCAUUAAAUUUUAUUUCACCCACACACCUUUUUUUCUCCACCCCCACAACUGGGAAAAACAGUUGAAGAGUUAUCUAGAAGUUAAAGUGCAAGUUAAAUUCCUUGCAAUUGUAUUUACUGUCGUUCCAUAACUUGAACUGAAGUGCAGAAAAUAGGUUUGAGGGUUUUUUUAGGUUUGGGUUUUGUUGGGUUUUUUUUGGAUGGAGUAUUCGUAUUAGGUAAAGUUACACAUUAGCCAUACCUACUAUGAGCUGGCCAGUUGGUUUCACCAGGUCAUUAGUAAUGCUGUAUGGAGUAGAGCACUUGUGUUAGCAUAGCACAGGGACUUACUGAUUGAUCAGCCAUGCUGUCUAAUGAGUCUGUGAUGAUCCCCUGAAGAAAACUGCUAGACCUUGUUUGUUCUUGGAAGGCAGUAGCUGGUGAUGGGAGUCUUAGAAACGGAGACACAGAGACUGAGCACAGCCUAAGAAAGAACCUCUGAGCUUGAGCACUUCUAUACUCAUUGCUGGUUCUGUGUGGCCAGUGCCAAAGUCAUGUCUGCAAGGCAGCCAGAAGAGGCUUCUGCGACUCUAUGUAAUAUAUUUUAAUUAGACAAACAAAAAUGGUCAGUGCUGAAGGCUCUUGGUAUUUUUCAUAGGCAAUGUAGUCAUGUAACAAAAAAAACAAACACCCAAGGAAGGAAGCUUUCUAUUAUUCCAUAUAUGUUUAAAUCCCAUCUGAGCCAGAUUUCACCUUUCUCAUCUUUUUGCAAGUAACUAUCUUGUCAACUCUAUUGGAGAUGUAGGACUGUGGGAAUACUAAGUCUAAACAUAUGUUGAGUGACUUAGGUGAAUUCUUGUGCAAGUAAAUAAUAUUUAUACCACUACAGGUUUACUUUUAUUCUGCAAAGAUUAUUUUUUUAUUACUGAAACAAAUGUGCUUCUACAGUGGAAAUAAAUUUGACUACUGCACU